Molecule: messenger RNA, 1632 nt
Organism: Oryzias melastigma (Indian medaka)
Lineage: Eukaryota; Metazoa; Chordata; Actinopteri; Beloniformes; Adrianichthyidae
Product: calcium-binding protein P
Exons: 2
Coding region: 141-1502 (453 amino acids)
Source: RefSeq, a predicted model, not a curated record
UAGUUUGAGUAGGUGAAACACAGAACCUUUAAAAAGGUUUCUCAGCUCCAUCUGACUUUACUUUCUGACUUUUCAACUGUCUGAUCUGAAAAACAGCUGGCUGAUUUGACUGAGUUGGUUGUUCUAAUUGCCCUGAAGUUAUGGGGUUUAUCUUUAGAUUGGUGCUGUUAUCCUUACUCAUGGUAGGAGAAAACCAAGCAUACAGUCUAAAGUCUUCUGGCAGUCCAGGAAAUGAGGAAAAUUAUGAUAAUCAAUUAGCGCCCCAGAUGCCUCCGACAUCUGACCAAACUUUUCAAGUUAAAUCUCCUAAAGCACCUCCGCAGGGUUAUCCAACAUGGAAGCAACCUCAAGAGCCCCAGAAUUAUGGCUACCCUCCACUGAAUCCCAGUGUACCAAUGGAGCAUCCGAAAAAUGACUUCCUACAACAGCACAACGUUCCUAGUCCUCCCCAGCACCAUGGCUAUCCGCCCCAGCACCACGGCUCACUCCAGCACCAUGGUUAUCCUCCACAGCAGCACGGCUAUCCUCCCCACCAGCACGGUGUCCCCCAGCAGCACGGCUAUCCUCCCCACCAGCACAGUGUCCCCCAGCAACACGGCUAUCCUCCCCAACAGCACACAGUCCCUCAACAGCACGGUUAUCCUCCCCAACCGCACAUUGUCCACCAGCAACACCACGUUUCCCACCAGCAUGGCUACCCUCACCACCAGCACCAAAUGCCCAAUGUCCCCCACCAGCAAGGUUACCCUCAACACCCACAUGGAUACCCCUGGCACAAUAAGAUGCUCCAGCAUUACGUUUAUCCUCCCCAGCAACAAAAAGUCUCAGGGGUUCCCCAGCAACCUGGCUACCCUUAUGGACACGCCAAGAUGCCUCAGAAAUACAUGUACCCUGUGCAACAUCCUGGUGUCCCAAUGGUUGUACGGCAACCAAACUUUCUGAUGCGACAGACAAGAGUGUCCCAGCAGCCUGACACUCCUACUCAACAGCACAAGGCUUCCUCAAAACAAGACUACCCUCCUCAACAGCCCAUGCACAAGAGCCAGCAGAAGCAAGACUACCCUCCCCAACAGCCCAUGUCAAAGGGGCAGCAAAAACAAGGCUACCCACCACAACAGCCCAUGCUCAAGGGACUACAGAAGCUAGGGUACCCUCCACAACAACCCAAGGUACCCCAAGAGCCCAGUCUGCCACCCAAGGUGUCCCAGGAACCAGACCUACCAUCCCAACACCCCAAGGUACCUCAGGAGUCAAGCCUGCCACUUCAGCAACCUAAGGUGCCCCUGCAGUCCAAGCUUCCUCAAGAACCCAGCCUGCCACCCCAACAGCCAAAGGUGCCCCAGGAGCCCAGCUUGCCACCCAAAGUCUCACAGGAACAGCAGCAAGGCUUGUUGUCCAGGCGACGUUACAAAGCCAGGCAACCAGGCUUUUCUUCCCGGUUUCCUCAGAAACCAAACUACCCAUCAAACCCAACCAAGAAGAUGACUAAGGUCAGAGACUAAGAUCUUACCCAUACUUGAUCUGCUGACUCAUCUGUCAGUUUCAUAAUCAAUUUCUUUCUCCCGAAAAGGUCAACUACUGAAGUUAUGAACUAAACCAUCCCAUCUCAAAUAAAAACAAUUGAUAACAUUU